Molecule: messenger RNA, 309 nt
Organism: Colletotrichum karsti
Lineage: Eukaryota; Fungi; Ascomycota; Sordariomycetes; Glomerellales; Glomerellaceae
Exons: 2
Coding region: 1-309 (102 amino acids)
Source: RefSeq, a predicted model, not a curated record
AUGAGCUCCAUCGAAACCUCAUAUCUCAAGGCCAUUCUUCGUGACGCCGCAACCAGCACAAUGUCCGGCAACUACUACGAAUCAGCCAUGGUCAUUCCGGGCAUGCACGCUUCGGCGAUGCCCCGGAGGCCUGCCCAGCCAGCGCCAGCAUCAAGUUCGAAUGCUGCAGCGAUGGCUUCAGAAGUGACGCUAGUCGACAAGAACGGCGAGCUUGUCCAAUGUAAGGAGAAGGUUGAUGCCAACAGUGCCGCCGAUGGAUCAUCGCCAUCUCGCAAAGGACUUCUCAAGCGCAUCCUGAAGAAGGCUUAG